AACGUCAUAUUCCCAUUUCCUCAUGUUGAACUAUCACGUGGUGUGGUGAUGACGAGGCUGGUGGUGUUUUGACAACCAACCAUCGUGGCUAUAACCUCUGGGGACCCCCGGACAGGUGUUGGAGAAAGUUUAGGUUUAACACAUUCUUGGUCGCGCCUCUAAACUGGAUAUGAUUUAGUGCACACACUUUUGUACUGCUAGGCAUCAGAUGUUAUAAUUUACACGCAUUUAUUGUCGAGUUGGCGGUCCCUAGUCAUCCAUUGCUGUGUUAGCCGUGGGACUAGUGUCCAUUUAAACUAAAUAUUACGAUCAUUCACUCAGGUCCCAUAAAGAAUGACUUCCACACCUUCAAGCGCACCUCACGCUGAUAAGGAACUUGACCUGUCUAAUAAUUCUCGUGGCGUGUGGCUUGUCAAAGUUCCUAAAUACAUAAGCCAGAAAUGGGACAAGGCCCCUGGAAAUAUUGAAGUUGGGAAGCUAAGGAUAUCCAAGAGUGUUGGACAGAAGGCUGCCGUAUCUCUUGCUAUGGCAGAUUCCAUGCUUGCUCCAGAAGCAGGGCAGUUGCCCAUACCCAAGGACCAUCGCCUAGAUGUGCAAAUUGUAGAACGGCAGAUGCUGGGUGUAUUUUCAUACUCUGUUCCCUCGAAUUCAGAUGCUGUAGUUCCUGAGACUGAAAAGCUUAGCUUAGAAGGACGAGUCCAGCAGAAACUUGAGUGCAGGCCUUAUGCUGAUAAAGGAUAUAUGCGACUGAAACUUGAGACUUUUCGGAAAGCAGCGGAGCCUACCCGCAAGGUCCAACAAUUGGAUCGUGUUGUGCAGAAUUAUAAGCCUGUUUCCAAUCAUAAGCACAAUAUUGAGUUUGAAGAGAAAAGGAAAGCUGAGGGCAAGAAGGCUCGUGAUGAUAAGAAUGCUGUCCUAGACAUGAUGUUUGCAGCAUUUGAAAAGCAUCAGUAUUACAAUAUAAAAGAUCUCGUUCGUAUUACCAAGCAGCCUGUGACAUAUCUUAAGGAAAUUCUGAAGGAAGUCUGUGAUUAUAACAUAAAAAAUCCCCACAAGAACAUGUGGGAAUUGAAACCAGAAUAUAGACAUUACAAGGAUGAUCAACCUCCUGCAGAAGAAAAAGAUGACAAGUCAGAUUCAGACUGAAUUAUGAAUUAUACUACCAUUUACAUAACUUUACUUGGAUAAUAGUUUUAUGUGAUCAAAAGAUUUAUUUAUCAUAUGUUGUGAAGUUAUAUAUAUCUUUAAAUAUCAAUAAAUAUAUAUUAUAUUGUUUGUA
Messenger RNA from Thrips palmi, 1279 nucleotides. RefSeq names its product general transcription factor IIF subunit 2 (gene TfIIFbeta). The coding region runs from base 334 to 1146 and encodes 270 amino acids. Gene Ontology annotation, biological process: transcription initiation at RNA polymerase II promoter; transcription by RNA polymerase II. The record is from RefSeq and is a predicted model, not a curated record. The transcript has 7 exons. Gene Ontology annotation, cellular component: transcription factor TFIIF complex. Lineage: Eukaryota; Metazoa; Arthropoda; Insecta; Thysanoptera; Thripidae.